AUGUCGGUCAAAGUAGUAAUAACAGCGGUUUCCGUUAUUCUUUUGGUGGGAGUCGUCGCUGGCUUUUUUGCCGUAAUUCAACAUCGAAAACACAGUGGUGGUACCGAAUUGUCUCUGCAAAUGAAGGCUGUUUCUAAUUUUUGUUCAGCUACAAGUUACAAAGAAGCUUGCCAAAAGUCCCUCAACUCUGUUAAUAGCACUGAUCCUGAACAAUUUAUCGGUCGGUCGAUUUUAGUGGCUGAAGAAGCUGUUAAGAAGUUCUUUAAUUAUUCCGACUCGUUGAUUGUUAAGGUCAAGAAUAAUAGCAGGACUAAGAUGGCUUUGGAUGAUUGUAAGGACAUGAUGAGCUAUGCGGUUCAAUCCCUUCAAGCAUCGUACUCCGAGGUGGGUAAUGCUCAAUUGCACAGCAUUUCUGACCGUGUAUCGGAUCUCAGGACCUGGUUAAGUGCUGUUAUAUCGUACCAAGAGUCUUGCUUGGAUGGUUUCGAAAGUGAUGAACGCAUGAAAGAAAACAUGACAAUCGGCAUUACUGAUGCUAGAGAACUCACUUCCAAUGCUUUGGCAAUUGUGUCCAAGUUAUCGGAAAUUCUUUCAAAAUUUGGUCUCCAACUUAAGGCUCCUAAGACAUCCCGUAGACUUCUUUCCACAGGGAAAGAUAAGUAUCCAUCAUGGUUCUCGAAUGUAGACCGUAAGCUUUUGGCUAAAAUUGAUAAUAGUAACAUAAAACCAAAUGCUAUUGUGGCUAUGGAUGGAAGUGGCCAUUUCAAGACCAUUGCUGAAGCCCUAGCUGCAGCUCCCAAGCAAUCCAAUGUCCGUCAUGUGAUCUAUGUUAAGGCUGGAGUCUAUAAAGAAUACAUCACCGUGGACAAAAAAACCAUUAACAUCCUUAUGUAUGGUGAUGGCCCAAGAAAGACUAUAGUCACUGGUAAUAAGAAUUAUGUCGACGGCACACCAACAUGGAAAACUUCUACUUUUUCUGCUAUUGGAGAUGGAUUCAUUUGUAGAUCUAUGGGGUUCCAAAACACUGCUGGUCCUUCGAAGCAUCAGGCUGUGGCUCUUCGUAUUCAAUCUGAUAGAUCAGCGUUCUUUGAUUGCCGAAUGGAUGGCAAUCAAGACACAUUGUACAAUCAUGCAAAUCGUCAGUUUUUUCGCAACUGUGUCAUUUCUGGAACCAUUGACUUCAUCUUUGGUGACUCCCCUACUCUUAUCCAAAACACAUUGAUAAUUGCAAGGAGACCAAUGGAUAAUCAACUUAACACAGUGACCGCACAGGGCAAGACCGAUGCUAAUGAGAACACCGGUAUUGUAAUCCAAAAUUGCAGGAUUGUCCCUGAGCAAAUACUCUUUCCCGAUAGGUUCAAGAUUGCAACAUACUUAGGCAGGCCAUGGAAGCAAUAUUCUACAACUGUGGUCAUGGAGUCCACUUUGGCAGACUUCAUUCGGCCCGAGGGAUGGACACCAUGGGCUGGAGCAGCCUUCGAAGACACUCUUUAUUAUGCUGAGUACAAUAACCGUGGCCCUGGUGCUAGUCUCGAUAGGAGAGUUGACUGGAAGGGUUAUCACAAGAUCGAUAAAAACACUGCUAUGAGAUUCACGGCUCAAUCAUUCCUUUUGAGUCGUGAGAAUUGGUUGCCCCAAACUGGCAUUCCUUACAUAGCUGGUUUGAGAUCUUGA
Gossypium raimondii (Peruvian cotton) is the source of this 1674-nucleotide messenger RNA. RefSeq names its product pectinesterase. Lineage: Eukaryota; Viridiplantae; Streptophyta; Magnoliopsida; Malvales; Malvaceae. Bases 1 to 1674 code for a protein of 557 amino acids. Gene Ontology annotation, molecular function: pectinesterase activity; pectinesterase inhibitor activity. The transcript is spliced from 2 exons. The record is from RefSeq and is a predicted model, not a curated record. Gene Ontology annotation, biological process: cell wall modification.